AGACUGGACACAUAUACCGGAGGGGAAGGCCUCCCCAAAUUCAACCUUAGGCCCAUGGUAAGCCUAGGCCUUCUUGGUAUGAGCCUGAGAAUUCGUAAAAUUGGUCCACCACUUCCUUUUCCCCCAAAACCCACCACCACCAGACCCCAACCACCGCCCACCGCCCAUAUCCACCGCCACCUCCCACGCCCUUCACCAAACCCUAUUAAUCUUAUACAUCUCUCCCUUCUCUCUCUCUCUCUCUCUCUCUCUCUCCUUCCCAACCCACUGGCAUCAAUGGCCACCCCCUCCUCCUCGCCACCAACAUCACCACAAGACCCGCACCAAAAUCCCAACCCUAACCACCACCACUCCUCUCCCUCACAAUCCCCUUCAUCAAACCCUAGCAGCUCCCAAAACCGACUGCUCCAACCCACCUCUACUACUCCUUCGUCCAAUAAAAAACCCCAGCCCUCGCUCUGGUCCCACCAAGAAACGGUCCACCUAAUCGAGUCCUACCAGGAGAGAUGGUACGCCCUCAAGCGGGGCCCGCUUAAGGCCAGCCAAUGGGAGGAGAUCGCGGUCACUGUCGCCGCCCGCUGCGGCUACGACGACCCCUCCAAGACUGCCGUCCAGUGCCGCCACAAGAUCGAGAAGCUCCGCAAGCGAUACCGGGCUGAGAAGCAACGGCCCAACCCCCGUGCUGCCUGGGAGUUUUUCGAUCUCAUGAACCGGUUGGAGCAUGGCCCCUUUCCCGUCUCGGCGCGGCCCAUGGCCGUGGUCCAGUACCAUAAUUCUGUUCCGAGAAGCCAAGAUGUGUGGGAGGACGAGGAGGAGGAAGAGGAAGAGGAGGUCAGUGAAGUUAGGUAUAGUGAUAGGAGGACUAGGAAUGAGUCGAAUAAGCGAAAGCGAAAAUUGAGUGGUGGUGGUGGCAGAGUUUCGGGGUAUUUGGAGAAGCCGUUGAUUCCUAAGCAUAAGGAGAGGAUUGAGAGGUACGAGAGCGAGGCCGAGGCGGGGGAGGACGAGGACGAGGACGGGGAGGAGGAGGAGCUGGUGGCGGUGGGAGGAGGGGUGGGGGAAUUGGCGGCCGAGAUAAAGGUAUUUGCAGAGAGAUUAAUUAGGAUGGAGCAUAAGAAGAUGGAGAUGAUGAGGGAAACAGAGAGGUACAGAAUGGAGAUGGAGAAUAAGAGGAUGGAGAUGAUACUGGAAUCACAGAGGAAGAUUGUGGAUACCAUUGGCAGGGCCUUUGGCUCUCAUAAUAAGAAGUUUAAGAUGGCACAAGACAAUUGAAGGUUGCUCUUUUGAUUCACUUCUAAUUGUUUUGCAGCAAUUGAUUUUGUUUUCCCCCUAAAUAAUUGCAGCAUAGAGUGUUUUGAUUUUUGUUUUAGUAUUGGUUUUAGAUGGGUUUGCUAUAGGGUUGUAUAGUGAAGAUUAGAAGUAACUUUUUCUCAGUAAUGUUAUUCGGUUCAAGAA
Rhododendron vialii is the source of this 1452-nucleotide messenger RNA. RefSeq names its product trihelix transcription factor ENAP1. The record is from RefSeq and is a predicted model, not a curated record. Bases 55 to 1269 code for a protein of 404 amino acids. The transcript has a single exon. Lineage: Eukaryota; Viridiplantae; Streptophyta; Magnoliopsida; Ericales; Ericaceae. Gene Ontology annotation, cellular component: nucleus. Gene Ontology annotation, molecular function: transcription cis-regulatory region binding.